UCGGCCUAGCGGCGCAAGAGGCGGGAGCACAGACAGUUGAGGCACCUUGACCAAAUCAAGCUGGUUGUCCUUUGGAAUUUUCUUUGCGAGUGGCAAUUUCUGCUUGUUGUGUUGGCUGUGUUGCGCUGUGUUGUGUGGCCACGCUUCAUGAGGCCCUCGAGUUCCUUCCCUCCUCAAUACAGACAUCGCCAAAGGAAAACACGUCUGGGAGGGCAAACAUUGGCCCAAACCUCGCUCCGCGUUCUCUUCACUUCCUCCGCACCACACUCCUGCUCCACCUUUGCAUUUCAACCCCUCCACAGCAGCAUUCUCAUUCUCAAGGUAGAUUCUGCUUUCAGGCGAAGAGCCGUCCCGCAUCCUGACAUCAGCUCCGCUUGGAGGCUUUCGUCUUGUCCGGCCUCCCAUUACAGAAGAAGCGCACCGGCCCCUGCCGCAUUCUUCCUCAACGCGGACCCAAAGCCGGAAGCCGUGGUUAGGUUGACUGUUGAACUCGAAAGAAAUAGCCACAAGUACCUCUAUGGGUCCAGCCCUACGUCAGCAUUGAGGGAAUCGACGGUCAUUCAUUGGGCUCUCUCCUUUGUUUUUGCUCCGGCAACAGAGGCUAUACUGUGACUCUGCACCUCUUGCAGUAGCAUAUCUGAGUGGACCCAGGGUGAGCGAGCGUCUUUGACAAGCCCCGGUCCUAACUGAAUUCACCGCGCCGAUCAUCGGCUGAAAGACGUGGCCUCUUGAAGGCGAACGGUUUUGGUCCUUUCAAGCUUGAGCACUAGCCGACCUCGCAACGGCAUUAUCAUCCA
Hyaloscypha bicolor E is the source of this 797-nucleotide messenger RNA. RefSeq lists its product as uncharacterized. The record is from RefSeq and is a predicted model, not a curated record. NCBI's taxonomy places the organism in Eukaryota, Fungi, Ascomycota, Leotiomycetes, Helotiales, Hyaloscyphaceae. The transcript is spliced from 2 exons. Bases 148 to 612 code for a protein of 154 amino acids.